This is a messenger RNA of Cucurbita pepo subsp. pepo (vegetable marrow), 1564 nucleotides long. The record is from RefSeq and is a predicted model, not a curated record. NCBI's taxonomy places the organism in Eukaryota, Viridiplantae, Streptophyta, Magnoliopsida, Cucurbitales, Cucurbitaceae.
AUCAGGCCUUUUGGGGAAGCCCAAAGCAAGACCAUGAGAACUUAUGCUCAAAGUGGACAAUAUCAUACCAUUACAAAGAGUCGCGUUCGUCUAACAUUUACUACCCUAACUCAAAGUCAUGUUGUCAUGCUACCUAAUGAUAAUGAUCAUAGGAUAGUGCAAAAAUGUAUAAAUAUAUAUCCAUCUCAAUCGAGAGAUGUGAUACUACUCUAACUUAACUCGAUCUUAUAACUCUGUAGUGUAAGUUUUCUCGAACCGUCACUCAACUAUUGCUAUCUACGACGAACUGACCCUGUGACUAACACAUUUCAUGACAUGGUUGAGAGUGAAAUUUGAUACUCCUACAAAAUGGUUUUUUUUAUCAAAACGGAAGAAAAUGAGAAAAAAAUCCCAUCUGAUCUGACAUCUCUAAUAAUUACAUAAUCAAUCAAUCACGGAAUCUUUCUAUUUGAGUUUCCAAAUGAGAAUAUUUGAAAGAGAAAAAAAUCAGGACAAAUUGAAGCUAAAGGUCAACUUAAGGAAGAUAAACAGAGUACACAGCCCUCUCUUUAUUCCCCAUAACCCUUCAACAAUCUCCAUUGAUCAGCUUCAAUGGAUCAUUCCAUAGCAGAAAUGGUUCACUCCAUAAACCGACACCCUUUUCUUUGCUUUUCAUGUUCUUCUAAACCUAAACAUUUUCACUUUGUUGCAGAGUUGUGUUCUUAGUGCAAGUGUUCAAUGUGAAGCAUGCACAGCAAAAGUCCAAGAGAUUCUACAGAACAUCUAUGGUUUCUCUCUUUACCUCAUUGUUCUUCAUGUUCUUCAUUGUUCUUCAUUGUUCUUCAUUGUUCUUCAUUGUUUUUGAUUCCCAGGUAUUUACACCAUCACAAUGGAUUCAGAUGAUGGGUCAGUCAGAAUCUGUGGAAGAGUGAAUCCAAGAACAUUCCUGAAAGUGAUUGAAAAGUCAGGCAAACAUGCAGAGGUUAAAAGUAUAAGAUUUGACGGUGAAGCUGGAGAUAGAAGAUAUUACCCUUAUGGAGAUGAUCCCAUUCAUCAUCCUUACCAGAAUUCCCAAGAACAAUCUCGCUGGUUUGACACAGCUUACCCCCACCAACCACCGCUUCCGCCGCAGCCAUACCCUUGGCAGUUCAUGCUGCCACAGCCACAGCCACAGCCACAGCCACAGCCACAGCCACAGCCACAGCCACAGCCGCAGCCUGUCCCAUGGUCAAUGAUAGGGCCGGGCGGGCCACCUGGUAAUCCAGCCCCUGAGGAACCCAGCCAAGAUAAUAACAACAAUCAGAGAUGUUGUACAAUUAUGUGAGAGAGUAUGAAUGGACACUACAUUCAUAGCUUCACUUCCUUGUUUUCUUGAAGAACACACCAAAUUCUCCCUGUUUCUUUUACUAGAUUAUACUUGUUUUGCAAAGAAAAAUCAUGGACUCAGUAGAAAAGGGUGAUUAAUAUACCAUUAUAUGUAACUAGUUUUUUACAAGAUGCACCAAAAUCCCACCAAGAUCAGUACAUACAGCCAAACAAAGACACAGCUACUAAUAUCUCUGCAUCUUAAACUAACAUCACAUCC